Messenger RNA from Danio aesculapii, 4195 nucleotides. RefSeq names its product galactose-3-O-sulfotransferase 2 (gene gal3st2). Gene Ontology annotation, cellular component: membrane. The coding region runs from base 1 to 1692 and encodes 563 amino acids. The transcript is spliced from 4 exons. Gene Ontology annotation, molecular function: galactosylceramide sulfotransferase activity. Gene Ontology annotation, biological process: glycolipid biosynthetic process. The record is from RefSeq and is a predicted model, not a curated record. NCBI's taxonomy places the organism in Eukaryota, Metazoa, Chordata, Actinopteri, Cypriniformes, Danionidae.
AUGGCUCGUCUAGCUAAAAGAGUAGAAAAAGCAAUAACCUGGAGCUCCAAAGUUUUGAAACUUGUUGGCGAGCAGCUGGUCCAAAUGCCUGCAGAAAUCCACAGGCCCAUGAAACACAAAGACUGGGAAAACCUCUGGUCUGUCUCAGCCGUCAUUGUUGAGGAACCUGUAGACCAGCAUCUAUUCAUCCAGAGAAGAGAAAACCGAGAGAACGGGGAAGAAGAUGGAACAGACCAAAAAAAUCUUUCAAGCUUUACCAAAGCAGCUCCACCAAUAAAUGAGCAAAAACUCCAAGAGGCAGUAAAAUCACUGGCUGACAACAGUGUCACUUGUCAACCCAAAAAUCAUAUUGUCUUCUUGAAGACGCACAAGACUGCAAGCAGCACCAUUCUGAAUAUCCUCUAUCGUUAUGGGGACAGUCAUAACCUGACCUUUGCCUUGCCGCUGAACAUGCACAGCCAGUUGUUUUACCCAGCAUUCUUUGCUACACAUUUUGUGGAGGGUGUCAGGACUCGCAGCGUGAAAGAGUUUCACAUUCUGUGCAAUCAUAUGAGAUUCAGCUCACCAGAGGUGAGGAAGCUGAUGCCUAAAGACACAUUCUAUUUUUCCAUUCUGCGGAAUCCCGUGGCGAUGAUGGAAUCUCUGUUUGUUUACUACAAAGCCAUUCCGGCAUUCCGUGGUUUCAAAAACCUGGAGGAGUUUCUGAUCCAGGAUGGGCGGAGCUACAAUGCCUCGCUGCCUAAUAACCACUAUGCACGUAACAUUUUGACCUUUGACUUCGGCCUGGAUAACACAGUGCCUGAGAAUGACAUAGAGAUGGAAAAGCACGCCUCCAAAAUCAUCACCGCCGUGGAGCGUGACUUUCCGCUGAUCCUCAUCUCAGAGUAUUUCGACGAAUCGCUAGUUCUUCUAAAACACGCCCUCUGCUGGUCACUGGAUGAUGUUUCGUCUUUCCGCCUCAACAGUCGCAGUGAACGCUCUCGCAGGCCUUUGAGUCCAGAGACGGCAGAGCGAGUCAAAAAGUGGAAUUCACUAGACUGGCGAUUGUACCAGCACUUUAAUGACACUUUCUGGAAACGCAUUGACUCUACCAUUGGACGGACUAAGCUCCAAAAGGAAGUAGGAUUUUUGAGGGAAAAAAGGAAGGAGCUUGAGAGAAUGUGUUUACAGGGAGGAGGAGCAGUAGAUCCUGCGCAGGUCCAGGAUUCAUCGCUCAAACCUUUUCAGUACGGCGCAGCAGUUAUUCAAGGUUAUAACCUCCGGGUGGGGUUAGAUAAUGACACCCGUCAGCUUUGUCAGAGGUUGAUUACACCUGAACUACAGUACACUUCGGCUCUGUACACCAAACAGUUCCCUCAGCUGGCGGCCGCACGAGCCGCUGUUGCUAAAAAGAUUGCUGCCUCCAGAAACAUUGCAGCACACAGAGCUGUUAAGCGCAACAUUGAGACAAACGUGCACACGGAAAUGGCAAACAGUACCUCACACAACAAUACAAAUACAGCAAAUGAACAUAGCUUACACGUAUUAGCUAAUUCCAUUGGUCAUAGUGUAAGACAAGACAAUUUUGAUGUACACAGUGUAACAAAACAGUAUAAAGAAAUGAAAAGGAACUUACAUAAACAUACCACACCAAAACACUUUAUAAACGCACAUGUACACAAGGAAACACAAGAAUCUGCUUUAUUGAGAUGAAUGAAUGGAUAAAUCAUAGUUCAGUGAUAAUACAAAAGAGCUGUCAGAAAGAGUACUUUAAAGAGAUCUGAGGAUAAAAAGAUGUAUUGUCUGUAAUGUUGCGAUGUAUGAAGCAUGGCUCACAAAGGCACUUUCAAACCAAGAAGCUUUCUGCUGUUGAACGUGACAGAUUCAAGUAAUCACCUUGAACAUGAGUCCUGAUCUCACAGAUUUCUUUUGAACUGAUGCACUGGCUCAUUUUAGUGAAUCCAAUGCUGAUUCAUGAAUCAAUGACUCUUAGAGACCGGUUUGAUUCCAGAACAGAUGGCUCUUGGUUCUUUUUUAAUGAAUUAAAUGCAUUUCUCCUAAAUAACUAUUAAGUUAAGAGCUGGUUCUUUUUAUUGAAUCAAAUGCCCAUAGCGUCAGCAAUCUGAUUCAUAAACCAAUGACUCUUAUGAACCGGAUCUAAGUGAAUCAAAAGUAGACAUGACCAAUGUAGUCUGAUUCCAAAACAGGUUCAUUGUUAUUUUUAGUGAAUCAAAUGCAUUUAACAACAUCAGUGUUGUGUAAAUAUCUAAAAAAAACUAUUAAGUUAAGAGCUGGUUGGUUUUAGUGAGGGGUGGCACAGUGGCUCUGUGGUUAGCACUGUUGCCUCACAGCAAGAAGGUCGCUGGUUGAAGUUCCGGCUGGGCCAGUUGGCAUUUCCAGUGUGGAGUUUGUAUGUUCUCCCCGUGUUGGCGUGGGUUUCCUCUGGGUGCUCCCGUUUCCCCCACAGUCCAAAGACAUGUGCUAUAGGUGAAUUGAAUAAACUAAAUUGGCCAUAGUGUAUGGGUGUGAAUGCGAGAGUGUACUGGGUGUUUCCCAGUUAUGGGUUGCGGUUGGAAGGGCAACCACUGCAUAAAACAUAUGCUGGAAUAGUUGGUGGUUCAUUCAGCUGUCAUGAACCCUGAUAAAUAAGGGACUAAGCUGAAGGAAAAUGAAUAAAUGAAUGUUUUUAGUGAAUCAAAUACCCAUAGCGCCACCCAUGAUUCAUGAACCAAUGACUGAAAGCAAACAUGACCGAAUGCACUUUGAUUAUAGAACAUAUGGUUCUUGGUUCUUUUUAGUGAAUCAAAAUCACUGGACAACACCAGUGAAGUCUGAAUCACUUUAAAAUCUAUUAAGCUAAGAGCUGGUUCUUUUUAGUAUAUCAAAUGCCCAUAGCACCAUCAAUGUGAUUCAUGAAUCAAUAACUCCUAUUGACUGGUACUCAGUGAAUCAAAAGCAAACAUGACUAAUGAUUCCAGAACAUGUGAUUAAUGGUUCUUUUUAAUGAAUCAAAAGCAUUUACUUCAACUCUAUUGUUGUCUGAAUUUCAAAAAAAGAAAACUCUUAAGUUAAGAGCUUAACAAGAGUGAAUCAAAUGCCCUUAUUUUAACCAAUGUUAUUCAUGAAUCAAUGGGUCCUGUUGACUGGUUCUAAGUAAACAUGACCAAUGCCAUUCAAAACAAAAGAUUCUUCAUUCUUUAUAAUGAAUCAAAUGCCCCAGUGUUGUCUGAAUCUCUUAAAAAGCUCUUGAGUUAAAAGCUGGUUCCUAAUAGUGAAUCAAAUGAUAGAUCUACCAGUCUGAUUCACAAACCAAUGACUCUUUUGAGUUGAUUAUAUUUUAAUUAAAAGCAUAGAAAUGAUACUAUUCUGGUUCACAAACACGUGAUCUUGAUAUAUUUUAGUAAAUCUACAACAUUUAAUGACACAAUUGACACCAGUAUAGCCUAUAACACAUGACUCUCAUAAGCUGGAUCCUUUUAGUUAGUCAAAUGCACUAGCAUGACCAGCAUAGUCUGAUAACCAAAAUGAAUGAGCUGUUUCUUUCAAUAAACUGUUCAAAAUCAACAGCUAAAUUACUUAUUAAACUGCAAAUCAUUACUUUUAGAGAUGGCCAUGCAUAUUGAAAGAAAACAAACGCUUGUGUCAGUAUAAUUUCAACUGUGGAAUGAAAUUAAGUUUUCAUUAAAAUAUUUUCAUAACCAAAUUACAUCUAUUAAUGUGAUUCUGCUUUACCCUUUGGCAAAAAGCUAUCACAGGUUGCAAAUUUGUCCUGAAACAACAAUAAUAAUCAAGCUAAGAAGCUAGAAGACUAAGUAAACAAGUCUCGUUUGGCACUGUCUGUUCCAACAUGAAUCAGCUUUUGUUUCUCAACUGACUUUCCAUUUUACUCUAGAAGGGGUUUAUUGUGCCUGUUCAGCUGUUCUGUACCACACCGGCUAAAUAUGGCUUUGCUAUUUCUCCAAAAACAAAUGGUUUAGGUUACCAAUGAGUAGGCCCACACGGAAUCUGAGCGCGCAGAAUUCCACAGAUUUCCGCAGAUUUUUAGCCCAUCAUUGAUUCUGUUGUUUACUUGUGUAAGUGUGUGUAAAUUUAUAUUUAUUCAGUUUUUAAAUUAAAUUCACUAAUAUUAUUGACUAAAAUGAAGUAUUCAUAUGAUUAAUUUACAAAACAAAAAAGUUUGUAAAGUCAUAUUUUCUGUCUUUUAGUAGAUCUAUUA